Messenger RNA from Balaenoptera acutorostrata (minke whale), 543 nucleotides. RefSeq names its product gastrokine-3-like. Lineage: Eukaryota; Metazoa; Chordata; Mammalia; Artiodactyla; Balaenopteridae. Gene Ontology annotation, biological process: regulation of cell population proliferation. The record is from RefSeq and is a predicted model, not a curated record.
AUGACUCCAACAGCAGUGACCUUGGUGGAGAGAAGGAUGGUGGUUCUGCUCACUGAGAUGGAGACUAACAUCAGUGACAGCCAUCCACUGGAUGGAUCUGUUGGGACCCAGGGCAUCCAUGCCAAUGCCUUUAUAGGUAUGGCCAGCAUCCGAGACAACAAUGUUUUGAAUGAAUGGGAUGGAAUCUUGGACUUCGAGAACGCCCUUCUGGAGGCUAAGCUGUUUAGCAAGAUGGCCUGUGUCCUAGCCAAGAUGGAUGAAGGUCCAACUUUGGACCAUAUUAGUAAGGCCCUGGACCACCAGGUAAUUUUACAGCAAUAUCCAACCACUCAAGGCCUGACCUACGCUGUUUUACCCAGCCGGGUCAAGAACUUAGCCCAGUGUGGAGUGCCCAUCAAGGAUGUGUGCCGACAGGUCCCCACUUACUUUGCCCAAGAGCAAAAAGAAGGUACUGCACUGGCUACUGACCCCAAUUCCUGUUUCGAAGUCCAAAUUCUGUCCUUCCUGAGACUCUCCAUGUGUGGGGAGUUCCCUGGGCUCUGA